AUGACACGAGACGAAAGCGCACUUAACAUGACGACCGACUAUCGAGUUUUGAAACGAAUCCAGACCAUCACAAGAUACAAUGUUGACACCCAUAUAUCUGAGGUUCGUAAGCUUGCAAAACAGGCAUUGUGGUUCCCUUCGGGCGUCUGGGUCCAUGUGCAGGGCACACUACUCUCACAUGAUCUCAAUGGGCACGGUUGA
Exophiala spinifera is the source of this 201-nucleotide messenger RNA. RefSeq lists its product as uncharacterized. The transcript has a single exon. NCBI's taxonomy places the organism in Eukaryota, Fungi, Ascomycota, Eurotiomycetes, Chaetothyriales, Herpotrichiellaceae. The coding region runs from base 1 to 201 and encodes 66 amino acids. The record is from RefSeq and is a predicted model, not a curated record.